AUGGACGGUAUCGAUCUCUCUGCCUGGAUGGGCAAAGCGCCCGAGAAGCUCAAAGAACCUAUGGAAGCAGUUGAAACAACGUCUAGUCAGCAAUCGGAUUCUCUGGACCAGAGAAGCGACUUCUCGGGCUGGGAUGGUUCGAACAACGGAAGUGACAUCGUGCACGAUGAAGGAAAUGUUACCAAUAGGGUCGACAGGGGCGAAACGGUCUGUUCAAGAGAAUCAUCUUGGGACAAGCAGGGUAACUCUGUGGCAAUAGCUAUUCCUCACCUGAAACAAGACCUCUAUGUCGACGUACCCAAGCUGUCGGAAGAAGAAAAGGACGAGUACGAAUGUCUCCCUGGACACUUCUCAGCAGAGAAGGUACUGUCUCAGCUUCAGAACAACCGAUACGUUGUUGAACUUGGGAGCGGGGAAAGAGACUUUGUUUCUGAACGUGAGCUAUGUGAUCUUGACAAUGGCGCACAAGCAUUGCGGGAUUUCAAAAAAAAAUCAAUGUCAAGGGAGCGCAGACGAACCUCGCAUAAGGUAUCUGUAUCAGGCAUGGUAGAUUGGAGUAAUAUCUCCAUAUCGGGCUCUGAGGAUGAUACUGCCUCCCGUCAAAAAGGUGAGAGGAUCGAAGACAGCGACGCCUCAGAGCACGAAGCAAUGGGGAUGUCAUCUGGACUCGAGGAAGAUGAUAUCUCAGAUGUACUCCAGGUUCAGGGAAGGCGGUCAGCGCGUCUUACUAGGAAGCGCAAGUCAGCCUCCUUCAAGCAAGAGUUUCUUGGCCUUGACGAUGACUUUGAUGUACGACAGAGAGGAAGAAGGCCGCGCAUACCUACGCUCCGACCUACAAGAGAUUCAGCGCGGCUACGAAAACUCAGGCCGAGAGCCUUAAGCUCUUCUCCUGCAUCUGAAAUUGCCACCCGACGUUCAGGAAGAACAAUGGCCAAGCCAAGACGCGACAUGCGAGUGCGCCAGGAGGACGAGAUCCCGAGCUAUGAGGAGGAGAAGACCGGCCCGAAGAUCAUCGGCACCAAAGAGUACUUUGCUCCACUUCCUGACAAUGAUCCUUUUCGUAAACGACAUCGACAGGAAUGUGACACCUGCUAUUUCAAAGGAGACGACCCAGGAAAAGGUCCCUUGGUCUUUUGUCAAGGAUGCACAAACUCUUACCACAAAUCCUGUCUGGGAUUCAGAGGCACGCGAGACCACCUAGUGACCAAAGUUGGCGAAAAUCUCUUCGUUCUGCAAUGUAGGCGUUGCAUCGGACUUGCUCACGAACGAGACAAGUCGGCGCCUCACCAUGGUCUUUGCGUCGGAUGUAGUGAACACGGCGAGCUAUCGAAGCCACUUCGCAGCCGUCUGACUCCACGUCAAGAACAGCUUCGGAGAGAAGAAAAUGGUGGAAAGGAUCCAAUCACGAUUGUUGAAGCGAAAAUGAUCAACAACACUGCCAAUGUGAUGUUCCGAUGUUCACAGUGUGCGCGAGCUUGGCACAUGUAUCAUCUUCCAGCGCGCAAGACUGCUCAUUCUAAUCUCGAGGAUGAGGAAGAAGAGGAGAUGCUCGGUGAAGUGCAACUUUCACAAGCCCGCUUCGACCAUUAUCAUCGAUCUUGGCUCUGUAAAAAUUGCAUAGAGAACCAGAGUCAGAUUGAUACUCUGGUUGCCUGGCGUCCCGUGGACCUCGAGGCGUACGUACCUGGAACUCCUGUCAACGAGAUGCAGGAAGAAGAGAAAGAGUAUUUGGUGAAAUGGAGAGCGCAGUCUUACUUUCGUACGACCUGGAUGCCCGGAACAUGGGUUUGGGGUAUUGCAGCAGGAACAACACGUUCGGCGUUCGUCAAGAAGCCAGAAAAUCUGCUCCCAAAGAUGACGACAGAAGAUGCCAUUCCGGAGGACGUCUUCCGUGUAGACAUUGUUUUCGAUGUGCGCUACUCAAGUGUCAUCCGAAACAGCACAAAGGAGAUUGAUCUUGCCCGUGUGAGGGAGGUCGAUUCAGCCUUCGUCAAAUACAAAGGUCUCGGCUAUGAAGAUGCAAUCUGGGAAAAGCCACCCGCCUACGCUGAUGCUGGUCGUUGGAAUGACUUCAAAGCGGCAUACGAAGAUUAUGUGAUGAAAUUACACCUUUCUAUACCGCCUCAGGCACAGCUAAAGCGCCACUUGCAGCGGGUUCGGAAACAAGACUUCCAAUCGACACUCAUGAAGAAGGAACAGCCAUCGAGCAUGACUGGCAAGGACAAAAUGAUGAUGUACCAAAUGGAAGGGUUAAACUGGCUCCUGUUUCAGUGGUCGACAAACCAGAAUGUUAUUUUGGCCGAUGAGAUGGGAUUGGGCAAGACGAUUCAGAUUAUUGCGUUCUUUGCCGCACUAGUUCAAGAUCACAAAUGUUGGCCCUUCCUAGUGGUUGUCCCUAACUCAACCUGUCCCAAUUGGAGGCGUGAGAUCAAGAGAUGGGCACCGUUUCUCAGAGCUGUGACAUAUUAUGGCUCUUCGACUGCGAGGAGACUUACCCAUGACUAUGAGUUGUUUCCCGCUUCCAAAGACGGAGACCAGCAUCGACAGCCGAAGAAGCAUAAAUCCGAAGUGACUGAUAUUCAAGCUCACGUUGUCAUUGCGUCCUAUGAAUCGAUUGGCGACGACCAAACUCGGCAGAGCCUCCUGAAAGUGCCCUGGCAAGGUCUCAUUGUCGACGAAGGCCAGCGAUUGAAAAGCGAUCGCACUCAGAUAUAUGAAAAUUUAUCCAAGUUCAAAUUUCUGUUCAAGGUGCUAUUGACGGGGACUCCACUACAGAACAAUGCUCGCGAACUUUUCAAUCUUCUGCAGUUCCUUGACAAAAGCAUGAAUGCAGCUGAACUCGAAGCGAAGUAUGCCAAUCUAACCCAAGAGAACGUGCCCGAACUGCAUGAAAUGCUACGCAAGUUCUUUCUUCGGCGCACCAAGGCCCAAGUAUUGACAUUUCUACCGCCAAUGGCUCAAAUCAUUGUACCUGUCCGCAUGUCAACUGUCCAAAAGAAGUUGUACAAGUCAAUUUUGGCGAUGAACCCUCAGCUAAUGAGAUCCAUCUUUGUUCGAGAUGGUAACCUUUUAGCAAGGGAGCGAGUCAGCCUGAACAACAUCCUCAUGCAACUUCGAAAGACUCUGUGCCAUCCCUUUGUCUACAGUAGCGAGAUUGAAGAAAAAUCGGUUGAGAGUGCCGUAUCUCAUCAGACCUUAGUCGAAGCCUCAGGAAAGCUGCAGUUGCUCUCAAUAAUGCUUCCCAAGCUUCAAGAACGUGGCCAUCGAGUCCUCAUGUUCAGCCAGUUCUUGGGUAACUUGGAUAUCAUUGAAGAUUUCCUAGAUGGACUCGGUUUUCGACAUCGUCGACUUGACGGCAACAUUUCUGCGAUGGAGAAACAGAAACGAAUCGAUGAGUUCAACGCUCCUGAUUCACCUUAUUUUGCUUUUUUACUUUCGACCCGGGCAGGAGGUGUAGGGAUCAAUCUUGCCACCGCUGAUACCGUCAUUAUUCUCGACCCAGACUUCAACCCUCACCAGGACAUCCAGGCAUUGUCGCGAGCCCAUCGAAUUGGUCAGAAGCAGAAGGUUGUCGUAUUUCAAUUGAUGACUAGAAACAGUGCCGAAGAGAAAAUCAUGCAACUCGGCCGAAAGAAGAUGGCUUUGGACCAUGUCCUUAUCGAAAGAAUGGACAAGGGGGAUGAUGCUGGUGAGGACCUGGAGUCUAUCCUUCGUCAUGGAGCUCAAACACUUUUCGAGGAUGACUCUAGCACUGACGACAUUCAUUACGACUCGGCAUCGGUUGACCGCUUGUUGGAUCGGUCACAAAUCGAAGACACCAGUGCGAGUGAAGCCAAAUCGGCCGAAUCCCAAUUCAGUCUUGCCCGGAUUUGGGCUAAUGACAAAGCGUCAUUGGGGGAGGACUUGCCUGACGGUACAGGAGCCAAUACACUCAAUCCUGGAGUGUGGGACAAGAUUCUCCAGGAGCGGGAACGCGAAUAUGAGGAGGAACAAGCCAGAGAGGCAGAUACCUUUGGUAGGGGCAAGCGCAAACGUCAGAACGUGGACUACGGUGUUGGCGACGGUGAGAAGGUAGACAGAGAUUUGGCAACCAAAGGCAAAAGAGGACCCAAAAAGUUCGAUCCAGACUAUGAACAGCCGAAAGGAGCGUCUGAAGAUGACGAGAGCACAGAGAAUGAAGACUGGGAGGCCCAACCCCAACAGGCAGUUCAAGAUAGAGUGAAAUCCAAUCCCCUGAAAUCCAAUCCAUUGAAAUUCAGUCCGUUGAAAUCCUGUCCCAAAGGUCGCCGAAACUGA
Molecule: messenger RNA, 4296 nt
Organism: Rhinocladiella mackenziei CBS 650.93
Lineage: Eukaryota; Fungi; Ascomycota; Eurotiomycetes; Chaetothyriales; Herpotrichiellaceae
Exons: 3
Coding region: 1-4296 (1431 amino acids)
Biological process (GO): chromatin remodeling; negative regulation of transcription by RNA polymerase II
Cellular component (GO): chromatin; nucleus
Molecular function (GO): ATP hydrolysis activity; ATP binding; ATP-dependent chromatin remodeler activity
Source: RefSeq, a predicted model, not a curated record